Molecule: messenger RNA, 1513 nt
Organism: Westerdykella ornata
Lineage: Eukaryota; Fungi; Ascomycota; Dothideomycetes; Pleosporales; Sporormiaceae
Product: cytochrome P450 monooxygenase-like protein
Exons: 4
Coding region: 1-1464 (487 amino acids)
Molecular function (GO): iron ion binding; monooxygenase activity; oxidoreductase activity, acting on paired donors, with incorporation or reduction of molecular oxygen
Source: RefSeq, a predicted model, not a curated record
AUGUUGAUGCCCGUACUAGGAUUAUCGGGAAAUGCAGUGGGCGAUGGGCAAACUGCGCAUCCCAAACGAAUAGCGAGACCUUGGCCUCUAUCAUGGCUCCCAUUACCGAUCAUCUUCACCGUCGACAAGUUCGUUAAAAAAGGCUACGAAGAGGUUAUCAAGAAGAGAGAUGAGCCAUUUACUAUGCGGUGGUGGGGGUUGGAUUACAUCUUCAUGCCGCCAAAGUAUUUGCACGAUCUGAAGAAGGCCCGUUUUGAGGACCUCAGCUUUUUCGAGAACAUCAGCUACGCCUUUAGCCUGCACGCAUCGGCAGAGGAUAUUUAUUCUUCGACCAUCAUGAUUGAUGUCGUGAAGAAGAAGUUGAAUCCUAAAUUGCCAAGUCUGGUUCCAGUUCUUGCGGAAGAGACGGACUACGCGUUUGAGAAAGUGUUUGAAAAUGCAGGAGACUGGACAGAAUUCAAUACAGCAAAGAUGUCUGCAGAGCUGAUGCAACGGACGACAUGCGCUGUGCUCCUUUCGAGAGAGUUAUGCAGGUACGACGCAUUUAUCAAGAAGUCUCUGGCUUUUGGGGAAAGUCUCUUUGGUAAUGCCGUUCUCCAAACUCUGGUUGGCGGAGGACCCAUCAGAGAUCGUUUGGUCUAUGUUGCCUCCUAUCUCCACAGGCGCAAGCUAAACCGACUUCUGGACAUGGUUGCGCCUGUAGUUCAGAAGAGAAUUGAAGAGCGUCGUGGAGCAAAGCCUAUCGUUGAUGUGGACGCUAUCGAUUGGAACAUCGAGCUUGCGGACGGCAAUCCAAAAGAAUUCAAUGCAAGACGCAUAGCCAAUCAACUAAUACACAACCUCUUUGCUGGAACAGGUGCUCCUGCGAGCGUGGUAACGCAAAUCCUGUUCCAGCUACUCAUGGAGCCUGAAUAUCUUGAACCGCUCCAACAAGAAGUAACGAGUGCCUUCGAGACGUAUGGUAAGACAGAGAAAGCGCUCAACAACAUGCCACUGAUGGAAAGCUUCAUCAUGGAAAUCUUGAGGUUACAACCUCCAGGCUGCGUGACUGCCGCAAGAACAGUUAUGAACAAGUCUUUCCAGUUUCAUGACGGCCUCCAGCUUCCUGCUGGAACCAGGAUAGCAUUCCCGAUCCUCGCCAUCCAGACAGACCCAGAUAAUAUUGAAGAGGCAGCGAAAUUCGACGGAAAACGCCUUUUGAAGGCAAAGUCCGCAGACAAUGCCUCGGCUGCAACUGUCUCUAUGACUAAUCUGGCAUUUGGAUAUGGAAAGCAUGCUUGCGUCGGGCGUUAUUAUACCAUCCGUAAGAUUAAGCUGAUCGUCGCAAAGAUGAUCACGGAGUAUGAAUUCAAAUGGGCAAAGCCGAUUGAAAAUCGGCCAGCAAAUUUCCCAAUCAUGGGCCAAUUCGCGCCGAAUCUCGAGACAACAGUUCUCGUAAGGAGGCUGACUUCAGGCCUAGCCUGAUCCGUCCGAGAAUGGAUUACGGAGUUAGGAAAAUGAACCGAUUUCACCU